CGGUGGGUGGGGCGCGGCUGGCGCAGGCGAAAGGCGUCUGUGCAUUUUGCUGCGCAGCGAAGGCGGAAGUGCGGAGCCGAGGCUUUUCCAGGUGUUGGGGUUGCGGCGCACCUGCGAGAGCGAGAUGGAGGUGGGCGCGGCGGCAGUAGAUGGCCCGGACGGCCCUCGGGAGCGGCGAGGCUUGUGCGAGACUGGGAGGCAGCUGCAGAACCACGAUGUGCGGCCUCGGUCUGGAGCAAACGGGCUUCCAAGACAUUCCUACUGGCUGGAUGUCUGGCUCUUUAUCCUUUUCGACGUGGUGUUGUUUUUGUUCGUGUAUCUUUUGCCAUGUAAAUGACAACUUUAUCCACCCAGUUACUCCUCCCAGAAACCUGGGACUCUGACUUCGCCCACACAUCCCAAAACACCAACCGAUAAAUCACAAAAUCCUGAAGAUGAAGAGUCCGCUUGCAAAAUCCAUGAUGUCCAUUUUCUUGUCACUCACUCUGAAAAGACGGUUCUGGGAGGGGAUAAAGGAAAGGAGAGGAGGAAGCAGAACAAGAAGAAGGACACAGGACCCAGAUGAUAAUAAGGGACAAGUUCAAGAGAGAAGUAGUGAAAUGAAGGAAGGGGGACUAUGGAAGAAAAGCAUUGCAGCCUGUUUAGAUAUUAAACACCUCUCCUGGACUUUGGAGUUGAUUGUUCACUCAUUACUGGUUUGCUGAUAUCUAAAUUAAGAAGUUGGCUUCUGGAGUGAAUUCUGGAAAUGACUUACAAACUUCUUGAAUAAGGAAGACAGACAGGAUUGUGCAGCUGAAGAACUUCAAACCUCUAAGGGAUCUUCCUUUCAUUUUACACAUUCUGUUACUCACUUGGAGAAUACUAUUAAAUGGGUAGUGAUCUCGCCCAUUCACAGCUAAGUUCUUAAAACUAGACCCUUUGGUUCACGUUUAAAAACUUUUGAAACAUCUAUGGCUUUACAGAGGCUAAAUAUAAAAGUAUUUGUAUCUAAAGAUUUUGUGUAUUCAUUAAGAAAUAUAGCAAUGUCUUUCCUUUAACAUUUUAAGGGUUGAUCAAGAUUUGGUAUGAUGCAAAUAAUAUGGUAAAUAAUGUGAGGUAUUUAUAAAUUCAAAAGUAGAUUACUCAAAAGCAAGGGAAGGAUUUUGAGAGAAGGAACAAAGUGUUCUUAGAUUGCAUCAAUGCUACAAACAAACACAAAAGCUAUACUGAAAAUGUCCUGCAGUGUACUGGCUGUAAAUACCAGUUUAAUUUUUAGAUUAAGUGGGACUCUUAUGAAAAAAUAUGUCAUGCUUGAUAGGUUGAUACAGUCUUACAGAAAGUAGGUAAUAUCCAAUAUUAGAAAGUUAGUAUGCAUGUCGUCUUACCUGGUUGCCUCCCUUUCUUUUAAACUCUUGAGCUCCGUAAAAUAGGAUUUUGUGGUUCAGACCUAUUUUUUAAUCCUGUGGCCAAAACGUAUUUAUUCUUACCAUAUCUGUAACUUACUUAAAUAGUUCAACAAAGUCAGUACUCAUUCAACAGAUAUUUGAGCCCUCACUAUCAGCCAGGUGUGAGUUUAGAUACAGCAUUGUACAAAACACAAAAAUUCUUGCCUUCAUGAAGUUUACUUUCUCAUUUGUUGUUUUUAAAAUCUGAAUAUGUUAUUUAAUAGAAAUUUACAUUCUAGGGGUGAUCAGCUGGCAUCUAAUCAGAAAGGCUCCACUCCCAAAGCAGCUACUAUAUAACCACUUCAGAAGCCAUUCCUUUUAGCCCUAAACACUUUAUGUAAGGGAUUUUAGAAAUCGGAUCUUAUUCUUGAAAUUAGCAACAUAUUCUACAUGAGGGGUCUUCAAAAAGUUCGUGGAACAACUCUAUCUUUUAAUUCUAUUUUUCCAUGAACUUUUUGAAGUACCUCAUAUAUGUGAUCUGUCUAAAGUAUUUUGGAGAUAUUCCACUCCCUUGGAAACUGGGCAUACGAUAUUGUAAAUUCUAUAUACCCUUUGCCUUUCAGCUUUGCUUAGGGUUACAGUCAAGUCUGGAAUUGAUUUUGGAGGAUUUUAAGUGCCUAAUACCAUCUAUGAGUUAACGAUUAUGCUUUCAGGGUAUUGUUGCAUCUGCCUAAAGAGAGCCUUUUACAGAAUGUGGGGUUGAAGCAUAUUAGAGGAAUACAGAACUGGGAUUUCAUUGAAUUUACCAAAUAGAUUGUAUGAACUAUUUUUGUGCUGCUUGCUAAUAAUUUUGUCUAAUAAAGUUUACUUAUAGUUGA
This is a messenger RNA of Galeopterus variegatus (Sunda flying lemur), 2242 nucleotides long. RefSeq names its product chromosome unknown open reading frame, human C4orf3 (gene ARLN). Lineage: Eukaryota; Metazoa; Chordata; Mammalia; Dermoptera; Cynocephalidae. The transcript is spliced from 3 exons. The coding region runs from base 125 to 337 and encodes 70 amino acids. The record is from RefSeq and is a predicted model, not a curated record.